GAACCUAUUUCUUCCAAAUCUCACUCAGUCGGAAGAUGGUAUUCUCUUUGCCCGCCUAAACCUGUUAAUCUUCACGUUCAUGGGCCACAAAAUGCUCUAUUUCGUAGAGAAUUUGAGUGCAUAAAAAUUGUGAUUUGGCCCGUGCAAGUAGUUUUCGGCCUAUUUACUGGCCUGCAUCCCUGGAGAACCCGUACCCCCGAGUACAUGAACAUACUUAUAUAGAAGUACAUUUACACAUUACCACAGUAAAGACAAUUAAAGAACUCGGGUGAUCUUUUGCCACCAACCUAUAAUCAGUAUCCCGUUUCGUCAGAAAUAGUCAGGGUAUUUGGCAAACAUCAAAAAUGUUUUCAGUUGUCAAUAGAAAACUGCAAAAUUGGUCCGUCGGACUCAUUUGUAAUUCUGUGAACAUCGUGGGCAUAUAAACUUAUCUCAGUAAUCUUGAUUGGGGAAAUUGUGUCCGUCUCAAUCAUAAUACUGGCCGAUUCCUUAAGGAAGUUGCCACCCAGAUCACUUCAUGUAAACCUCCAGUACUCCCGUUCGUCCUGCCUCUUCAUGGUCACAUCUGUCUCAUCCAUGCUUCCUCCAUUCUCUAAUAUCCCGUUGUGCUAGCCCCCUCAGGUUACAAAAUGAUAUCCAUAAAAAAUGCAGCUAGUGAUGGGCCCCUGGGCUAUGGCCUAGUUUCAUGGCUAGACGUUCGUUUCCCUUCUCAUUCGUGUUUGUUAGUCCACAGAGGAAGAAAACGUCGUCAGCAAGAGUUUCAUUCAUGCCACGCGGCCCUAACUAUUAAGGAUCACUGAAGCGGAGCGGUUCAACUGUGGGCACACCCAUGUGUGUCAGUCGCCGAAAAUGUACUGUUGUUGUUUAUGCAUAUGCUGAGACACAUUCAGUAAACUCGAAACCAUCACAGCCUACACAGUACAGCACUGUACAGCCAAUUUUAUCGAAAAUGUGACUGUGAACUGACACUGAUACAUUCUUCACUGGUGACACUGGCGAAGUGGACUCAUUUCAGUUGUCAAGACCUAUCCAACUGUACUUUAAAUGCAGCUAUUCAACGUUGGUGACAUAACGACGUUAGCAUAACUGGCUCAAGUUUGUUCACUGCUGUUCUGAAAGAAUUCACGCCGUCUGGAUCACAGGUCUGAUCAAGGGGAAGGGUAUUGGAAUUGUUUUGGUAGAGUGCGAGACAUCCCAGCCACCGAUCUUAAGAUCCUGAUGACACUGGCUAUCAGUCAGUGUCAAUGCAGUAUUACCAUGGAAACGGAAGGUGAAAAGGGAUCGGCUUCUUCUGAUGUAUGGAUGAUCGACGAACCCUUGAAGACACAACCUGAUUGCCUAUGAUGGCAUUCUGGGGACUUUUCAUCCCUCUAUUGGGGGUGAUGGGUGUUGGACUUGGGUUCCCGACAGGCGCCCCAGCAACAGUUUGUAUGAAUAUGACACCAGGGCACAGGGAUACGGUUGCUAUGGAUACUGCAUCUCCUUACAGGCUGGUGGUGGAUGACUCAAUAGUGGCGCCAGGGGGUGUAAUAACAGUCACUCUCACCAGCAGAGAGGAAUCGGAGGUUACCUUCCGUGGAUUCUUACUUCAGGCACGACGAGCCAAUGACGAAAUCUCAGACGCAGUGGGUCAAUUCACUUACCGUGACAGCAACAACAGAAUAAAGACCUUGGCUUGCAAUGGGCGAGUCUCUAGCGCCCUCACUCAUAAUGACCGAGGGCAAAAGAGAACACUACAAGCAAGGUGGACAGCACCUUGGAAUGUCGAGGGGCCAGUGCAUUUCGUAGCCACCGUUGUGAAGUCAGUCAACGAAUACUGGUUGGGGAUCACAUCACCAAUAGUGAACAUCAUUAAACAGCCUCUUAACCCCAGGAGCACCCCUGAAGCUCACUCAAGCACAAUUCUAAGAGCCACAUCAUCCACUGACACGAAGUUCGAUGAGUCGACAACAGUUAGCAGUCGAUCAACCAUGGGUGAACCCCAUCAAGAGACCAAGUUGACAAGUACAGAAACAAGCAGAAAUCGAACGAGUUCUCAAGGUGUUACAAGCGUUACUGCAAAUUCUACAACAGUGUCAGAAGCGACAACUCAUUUAUCUUCCAUUACACUGUCAAACCUCACUCACAGUAGUAACAACUUUACACACGCAGGAAUUGCAGAUUCUACAACGUUAUCAGAAGGAAGUAUGGCGUCUCCCACGGUUACAUCAUCACUCAGCAUUACCAACAACGCCGAAAGUUCAACUUCAAGCCCAGAAGAAACAUCAACCCAACCAGCACAAGCUGCCCAUUCGACGAUUCCACUCAUUACGACUUUGGCCAGGACAGUUAGCACCAUCUCGUCGUCAGCAACAAUUUUCGAAUCAACCUCCAUAGACACGAACACACCAUCAGCGAUUGAUUUCAGUUCGUCAACAAGCUCUGAUUCAAGAAUUCUUUCCACAGCAGAGUUGAUGUUGAACGUAACAAACGUUAGUGGAUCUACUACACAUACCGAUUCUAUAUCAGCCAAUGAAACUGAAGCAGUUAACGAUUUUUUCACAACGCAACCAGGUGAAUUUCACACAACCGACUCUAUAAUGGAGACUACCACAACAAGGCAGGCUUUUAAUGAGUUUGAAACGAGUACAUUGACUGUUCAAACACCAAUGUCUUCGCAACAUGAAAGCACCACGGUAUCCAAUACAACAGAAGAUACGGUUAAUUCGUCAGCAGAGUCUUCCACGCUGGCAGUGGAGUUAUCAACCCAACCAACAAACCUAUCAUCAGAGCUUUCAGUGACAUCGUCUGAAAAUUCAUCCGCAGUACAUGAAAGUACACCUACUUCAUUUGGUCUUUCCACAUCACUUCCAGAUGCUACAGUCAGUGGAAGACAUAAUAAUACAUCCACUAGGCCGUUGCUUGCAUCCACAGAGCCACUUGUGGAUACAGUUUCAAUGUCAUAUGAUGUAUCCACAUCUCAUGCUAAUGUAUCAUCGCCGUUUUCUACCACUGUGUCAACACCGUCAAAUGACAUAAUAAAUACAUCAACAGCUACAGCUUUUCCUUCACCUGUAAGUACAACAGCGCUUGAAAUGACCACGACAUUAAGUGAUCUUUUGUCCAACACGCAAGGAAAAACACCCCGCCCAUCAGAUGACAACUUCGUUACAGACGCCGUCAACACAACAGAGACAAUAAAAUCUUCAACAGAAACAGCUCCUCCUUACAAAUCACCUACGCAUGCGUUGACAACGACGGAAGAAAUCACACAAGAAUUCACAAACAGUACGAGGGAAUUCGACACAUCAGCAACUCCUUCGCCUGAGACUACUAAUACCAUUGGGGAGACAGAAUCCCCGGCUGCACUUACAUUGCUAUCGACAAGCAUAGUCAUGACAAGGGACUCUACAAGUGAACCGAUGAUGGCUACAAUUGAAUCAACGACAGUAUUCUCGACGACGAGUGGAUCAAUGUCACUACAACCAACACACCCACCAACUAUUUCCACGUCAAAUGCCGGUUCAGAGCAAGCAACAGUAAGGCCAGAGAUGUCUACGCCUUAUGUCAUCAACGAGAAGGCAAACGAAAUCCGACUGAGAGUGUCGAUUGAAGGAGUUCCUUUCACGGACAAUCUCAAAGAUCCAACCUCAGAAUCUUUCAUGAGAAUAGCGGGUCAGGUUGAGAAAGAGAUCUCAGAUUUAUACAGACGAGAGGCUGUGACGACGAUUGAUUGCAUAAAAGUGCUGAGAAUUACGCAAGGCAGCAUAGUCCCUGAGGUACAAAUGCUAGCAACAGGAGACUUGGAUUGGUCUACAAAGUCAGCUUGGCUUAGUGUCAUGUAUAAUGAAGUACAAAAUAACGGAAGGCUAGGGAAUUUCACCGUGUCUGGCAUAUCUGCCGUCACAUCUGAUGGCACUUUUGUUGAAGUCGACCCAUGCUUCUUGCUCCCCUGCCCGGUGUCAAUGGUGUGCUACGUCUAUCAAAGUAGUUGUUUCUCGAGCUGUCGCCUAAAUCAAAACUACUGUCUCAAUGGUGGAAUUUGUCAAGAACCCACAGGAAACAAGCAGUUGGUGUCUUGCAGGUGUGACAGCAGCCAUGAAGGUGUUCGAUGUGAUGUUCGAAAGGAACCUGUAUCUCCUUCUCCAAAUGAAGUGGACAAUUCUCACGUGAUCGUAGCUGCUGUAUGGGGAUCCAUAGGUUCUGUUUGUUUCGUCUUAAUCAUCAUCUUCUCUUCCUGGCUGAUAAGACGCAUGAGAAAGAAAAGACAGUGGAGACACACAGCCAAGUUGAUGGGAAACACUGAGAUGGGAUUACAAAGUCGAGAACGAAUGGAUAGCUUCGCACGGCGUUUGACGUCAAUCCGGGCUGGAGUCCUGAUAGAUUUAGCGAACAUCAGCCUCAGCGGCAGUGAGGGAGAUAGUACCGAGACAGGAUCGAGGCAACUUUCCCGCGCUACAUCAUUCUCUGGCGAAGAGUCUGUAGACCAUCCUAGGUUCAUUGAGGGCGGUGUCCACAUUGGUGGGAUGCCAGACAUCUUGCAAGGAGCCUCGACCACAGACUACGAGUUGGACUUAAUGAACAGACCCCUCAACCAAAAGAGAAAAUCCGUCAGCUUUAAUGAUGUCACGGAGAUGAUCGACUUUGUUGCCACAGAGAAUUUCACCCUCGGCAACCAAGACGGAACAGACGGUAACUUUCAGGUGCGAUGGGACUUUAAAGUCGAUCGCUCCGACUCACAAGAGACAGACUCCUGACGGUAAGCGCCGUCUUCGUUGGUCCCUGCUGCCUCUCAGACUGCUGGUUCAGCUGAGGUAGCACAAGCCUCUUUGUUUGGUGAUAAUCCAUUGUCGUCUACUUAUUCCUUCACUCACACUUACUUCUAGAGAUUAUUUAGAUUUUGAAUUUGCAGCUGUCUAUGUGAUUACUAUUUUACUUUUGACAAUCAAAGAAGCACAAAAAUAUCCCGUCAAAACGACAUUUUGUAUGGAAUUUACCGUUUACAAAAAUUAAUGCACUUCAAAACGUGUGCCUUUGUUUGAAUUGCAACUCAAGGAAAUUUUCUAGUAAUAAUUCCGAAAUUUUUUUGAUCAUUUAAAACAUGGCAGCACACUUCUCUGGCUAAAACGUAAACCAUACUUCACCAAAACUAACCACGACAAAGAGGUUACAGGGACCCGCGACGACGGCGUACCAUUUUCUUUCCGUCCAAUGAAUUCGCGUUUCCAGAGGGUACCUCCCCUGUAAGAAUUGUCCACGUUUGGAUCAUUGUCAACGAACACUUUCAGAUGAAGUGUUCUUUAAUUUAACAAUAAUUCUUUUCUUGUCACCCGUCGUCCAAAUAAGGCGAUGGGAAGGGUAAAUGCAAAACAAUAUUGUUGUCAAGGAACUUUUAGAUAGACUUCAUUUGACAAUAACACAGGUCAACACGCCCUAUUGCACAUGACACGUGCGUACUGAAAAUAGCACAACAGGCCUAUGCAGGCAUUAGGGCCGUUUUCCAAUACUCAACUUUGGCUCCGUCUCAGGCUUCAACUGUUUUUUACUACCUGACUUUGAAAUUGU
This is a messenger RNA of Acanthaster planci (crown-of-thorns starfish), 5544 nucleotides long. RefSeq lists its product as uncharacterized. Gene Ontology annotation, cellular component: membrane. Lineage: Eukaryota; Metazoa; Echinodermata; Asteroidea; Valvatida; Acanthasteridae. The record is from RefSeq and is a predicted model, not a curated record.